This is a messenger RNA of Xenopus laevis (African clawed frog), 1816 nucleotides long. It is a transcript of the gene tnni1.2.L, whose product is annotated as troponin I type 1 (skeletal, slow), gene 2 L homeolog. NCBI's taxonomy places the organism in Eukaryota, Metazoa, Chordata, Amphibia, Anura, Pipidae. Gene Ontology annotation, cellular component: troponin complex. Gene Ontology annotation, biological process: muscle contraction; skeletal muscle contraction; cardiac muscle contraction. The transcript has 8 exons. The record is from RefSeq and is a predicted model, not a curated record. Bases 274 to 759 code for a protein of 161 amino acids.
AGAAGAUGCAAAAAAAAAAAGUCGGGCAGUUCACAAUGCAGCUGGUGUCAUAUUUCUAACCAACAAGGCAAUGGCGAGGAAAAAGGCUAUUUUAAUGAGCCAUUCACAAGUCAGGAGGUGGAAGGAGAAGUGAAUAGAGCUUGGCCACCAGCUGCCGGCACUCCUAGCCACCAAGAGCUCUUUCAGGUUUGACAGAAAAACUAAAGAAUAAACCAUGUCUGACGAAGAAAAUCAAAAAUCCCUGCUUCCAGAAAGUUACUUCUGAAGACUCUUAUGCUACAAAAGGCUACUGAAGAGUUGGAAAAAGAGAAGAGAGACGCAGAUGAGGAGAAGUCGAGGAUUCUUGAAGCGAAUGUUCCAUCUUUACAAAUUGCUGGGCUUUCCCUCCAGCAGCUGCAGGAACUGUGCACAAAACUACACAAACAAAUUGAUUCUGUAGAUGAGGAACGUUAUGACAUUGAGUUAAAAGUAAAAAAGCACGACAUAGAGAUUGAUGGUUUGACUCAAAAGAUUUUUGACAUGAAAGGCAAAUUCAAGAGGCCUAACUUGAAAAGAGUGCGUAUAUCGGCAGAUGCCAUGCUUAAAGCCCUCCUGGGUACAACACACAAGGUUUCCGUAGAUCUAAGAGCCAACCUGAAAUCUGUAAGAAAGGAAGAUGAGAAGGAAAAGGCAGUUGAAGUUACGGAUUGGCGUAAAAACAUUGAAGCCAUGUCUGGCAUGGAGGGCAGAAAGAAGAAAUUUGACACCAGCAAUGCUUAAAACUAAGAUGCGGACGGCGUUCCUUAGGAGUUGCAACAUUUUAUAGAAAUUCUGGCUGUUAUGUAAAAAUGGAUACAAGAGAACAUAAGCACCAUAACUGAUCUGAUUGCUGGCAAGACCAGAAGUGGCGUUUUUACAUUGCAAUUUUUAAAAAAGCUCCAUUGGGCAUAAAUACCCAUAAACUGCACUACCACUGAAACUAAUGGAAAACACACUAUGGCAAUUCUCAUAGGGCACUUACAAGCCGAAAUCUGCCAUGGGACGCCAGUAUUGGUGUUUUUUAGCAGAAACGACACUACGUCAAGAAACUACCAAAUCGAUAGACUCUAUGGGAUCUGCACGUUUGAACCCACACUUUCCGUAAAUACGCAGCGUAGUUUAAAUAUGGCCUCCAAAUUCUCACGAGAAAAAUGACGCAUAUACAUUUUUACAGCGUAUUAGGCCUGUGACGUAAUUACGUUGCGUAUUGACUGCUCCAUUUUGCAUGUCAAUAGCUUUUCUAUUUUUAAAUAGCUAUUUCUAGCCAAAUUUCUAGCCAGCGGAAUUAUGGGGAACGAGAACGAUGAGAAUUGUAUGUUGGGAAAAGAAACCUAUGUGCUGGAAAACGCAUGAAAAGGUUGAUGGUUGCGUGUUGUUUCAGUGGCGCCCGACCGAGCUUUUUUAAAAACACAACAUAAAAAUGCCACGCCUAGCCUUGCCCUUAAGUCCCUUUAAUAUGUAAAAAAUGUAUAAUGUUCUUUAUCAAACAAAAAUUAUAGCACCUAUAACUGAGCAACCACCUGGGUUAUAGGAUAUUGUACGCAACUCAAGCCGGACAUCCCAAGUCAAAGGCUCAUGGCACAGGGGCACCUCAAUUCUCAGCCGGUAGAGAAGAGCUCAAAUCUGAUUGGGCGGCCUGUCACUUGCAUGAAUUCACACCACCACCGACAAAAAAUAUGUCUUAUGUGCCAUGAUCCCAAGAGAUGAUGCCUUGGAAGUAUAAAUAGAUUGAAAGCCUGAGACUCAUCAGAGAUUUAUAUUCUUUAUUCUGAAAAAAUUAAAAUCACAGUGAAAAAUG